Arachis ipaensis is the source of this 1214-nucleotide messenger RNA. The record is from RefSeq and is a predicted model, not a curated record. Lineage: Eukaryota; Viridiplantae; Streptophyta; Magnoliopsida; Fabales; Fabaceae.
UGUCUCUCUCAGUCUCAAAGACUCUCUUCCUCUGCUUCGUCUCGCCGGCUUCACAGUGUGUCCGAGUACGUCGGGUUCGUGGCUCCGCGUCUCUCGUCAUCGGCGUCGCGUCUCCUGCGUCGCUGCUGCGGUGCUACCUCUCCGUCGCUGCUGCGGUGCUGUCUCUCCGUCUUCGGAAUCUGGCUCAUCCAGAAGUCGAUAUUGGAAUACAAUACCAGGGAUUGAAGAACAACUCAUCGAAUUUUGAGGAUCCAAUACUAGGACUUGAAGAAGCCGAUAUUGCAAUCCAAAUUGGGCCCUGAAAUUUGAUCCAACAAAGGUAUCCGUUGAGCUCCGCCUCCGAGUCCGGUGAUUUUGUUUGCGUUUUCCCGGCAAAUCGAAGACAUCACCAGUUGUCGUGGUUGGAUAAAGGUUCCUUCCAAUCCUUCUCAGAAACCCAAAGUUUCUUCGCUCCAAAAAAAUGGGCGGGAUACAGCAGGAAAACAGAGAAGAGAAGGUGUCUUUGGAGCUCAGUGAGGAAAUUCUUCAGAGCAUGGAAGUUGGAAUGGCUUUCAAAGACUAUAAUUGUAAAAUUAGUUCCAUGGAUUUUCACAGGGCAACCAGCUAUCUAGUCACUGCUAGCAAUGAUGAAUCCAUUCGUCUCUAUGAUGUCACUGCCGGAACAUGUUUGAAGACAAUUAACAGCAAAAAGUAUGGGGUUGACUUGGUUUGUUUCACGUCUCAUCCGACCACUGUUAUAUACUCGUCUAGAAAUGGGUGGGAUGAAUCUCUGCGGCUUCUAUCAUUGCAUGAUAACAAGUAUUUGAGAUAUUUCAAAGGUCAUCAUGACAGGGUUGUCUCACUUAGCUUGUGCUCCCGGAAGGAGUGCUUUAUUUCUGGAUCUCUUGAUCGAACUGUUUUACUAUGGGAUCAAAGGGCCGAGAAAUGCCAGGGGAUUCUUACUUACUUUAUAAACAAAAUAGGGACUUUUACGUGUACAAGGAAGGCCUGCUAUUUCAUAUGAUGAUCAAGGGCUUGUUUUUGCAAUUGCCUUUGGAGGAUACAUAAGAAUGUUUGAUGCUCGCAAGUAUGAAAAGGGUCCCUUUGAGAUCUUUUCUAUUGGAGGAGAUAUUUCUGAUGCAAAUACAGUGAAAUUUAGUAACGAUGGGAGACUUAUGCUUUUAACAACUGCAGAUGGGCAUAUUCAUGUUCUUGAUUCAUUUCGUGGCACACUU